Anarrhichthys ocellatus (wolf-eel) is the source of this 1527-nucleotide messenger RNA. RefSeq names its product pdgfa associated protein 1b (gene pdap1b). The transcript has 6 exons. The coding region runs from base 100 to 648 and encodes 182 amino acids. The record is from RefSeq and is a predicted model, not a curated record. Lineage: Eukaryota; Metazoa; Chordata; Actinopteri; Perciformes; Anarhichadidae.
GUUUAGCAGCUGUCAGUUCGUAGUACUGUUUUGACACUUGUGUUUUCUGUCAGUAUUUAGUUGUUAGAAAGUUUUUAAAUACAGAAUUUGUUUGUCAAAAUGCCCAAAGGAGGUAGGAAAGGUAGCUACAAGGGUCGCGUGCGGACGUACACGAGCCCCGAGGAGAUAGACGCCCAGAUGAAGGCAGAGAAAGAGAGGAAAAAGCAAGAGCAGGAAGCAGAAGAGGCGGGGGGUGCAGCUCAGAAUGACAUGGCAGAGGAGAAGCUACCGGCAUCGGGAUCAGAAGACAGCGACGAUGAAAACUCAGAUAGGAGGAGAGCGGGGGUGGAGGGCUUGAUAGAAAUCGAGAACCCCAACAGAGUGGCUCAGAAGUCCAAGAAGGUGACGCAGAUUGAGCUGGACGAGCCCAAUCAGUUAUCAAGGAGAGAGAGGGAGGAGAUAGAGAAGCAGAAAGCGAAGGAGCGCUACAUGAAGAUGCACUUGGCAGGGAAGACAGACCAGGCCAAAGCUGACCUCGCUCGUCUCGCCAUUAUCAAGAAACAGAGAGAAGAUGCGGCAAGAAAGAAAGAAGAAGAAAAGAAAGCAAAAGACGCAGCAGCAGCGGCAGCGGCGGCGACGAGAGGAAUAAAGUCCCUCUCAAUGAAAUGAUGCAGAGAAUUUAUCAGAGGCUCUUUCUACAUGUUCACGGACUGAAGCAAUAUAUAUAUAUUUGACUAUUUUUAAAGGAAGAGCUAUGGUCUUGACAUUUCUGUUACAUGUGACCGUUUGGAGAAUGGUUUGCGGAGACACCAGUGGAGAGGGGUUGUGUAUAUUGUGGCAUUGAAUAAUGGCCUCGUUGAUCCCUCCAGGAAGUAAAGCUACAAUUGAGAAUACAUCGGUCUUCACAUGCACUUGGAAUGAACCCCCUCUAACCUGUGAUCUUGCUCAUGAUGUUAGUGAUGGUGAACUUGUCAUUGUACAAUUCUCACUUUGCUAACUGAGCUUUACCACUUUGUUUUUUGGGGGAUCUUACAUUGUACAUACCGGACUCGUGAAGAUAUUUCAGAUUAUUAUGAUGGAACUAGUCAAAUGUGUACAUUUGUUGUUUUGCUUUAUUUCCCUGUGAGAGAACUGUCACGACUGAUUUAGAGCAGGUAGCAGCCUCAGGUGCAAGAGUCCAUGUGGCAUCCACGGAUGUGACAGUGAGAGAAGACUUUGCAGCGUAACUGAACAGUUAAAUCAGUAAGAUUAAUAUAUAAGAUGAGAAGUUUAUGAUCCUAUCGUGUGUCAAUCUUAAUUUUGCUCUUGUUUAAUGAAAGGUACCCAGACUCCCUAUUCAACAGGACUAAGGUCACGACUUAGAUGGAUUCAAAAUUAAUACAAGCAAAUUUUCACGUAAGUCGGAUUUUUCCCAUUGUUCACAUAUACCGCAUCUACAGUAUUUCAAUUAUGAAAUGUGCAAUAUGUAUCACAUCAGCUCAGCUGUGAAAGACAAGAAUUCAGGUGAGUUUGACAGCAAUGAUUAAUAAAACAAAUGACAAAUAAAAA